This is a messenger RNA of Nicotiana attenuata, 639 nucleotides long. RefSeq lists its product as uncharacterized. The transcript has a single exon. The coding region runs from base 1 to 639 and encodes 212 amino acids. Lineage: Eukaryota; Viridiplantae; Streptophyta; Magnoliopsida; Solanales; Solanaceae. The record is from RefSeq and is a predicted model, not a curated record.
AUGAUUAAACUGAAGUUCAAAAUGAAAGACUUAGCUGAACUCAAAUUCUUCCUUGGAAUUGAGUUUGCUAGAUCAUCUAAGGCAAUUGUGAUGAGUCAAAGGAAGUAUGCUUUGGAACUCAUUGUAGAGAUGGGGCUUAGUGGUGCAAAACCAGCUGGUACACCUUUGGAAGCAAAUGUAAAACUCACAUCUGAAGAAUAUGACAGGUUUAUUCAUGGUCAGUCUUCUUCUGAAACAGAAGACAAGUUACUAGCUGAUGCUGGAAAAUACCAAAGACUGAUAGGCAGAUUACUCUACCUUACUAUGACUAGAGUUGACAUUGCUUAUGUAGUGCAAAUUCUGAGCCAAUACAUGCACAAACCAAAGCAUUCACACAUAGAAGCUGCAUUGCGAGUGGUAAGGUAUAUCAAAGGUUCUCAAGGUCUUGUUCUUCAAAUACCAUCUGUAGACUCAGGAAAACUGGAAGGUUUUUGUGACUCGAAUUGGGGAGGCUGUACAGACCAGAAGAUCAGUUGCAGGUUACUUGGUGAAGUUUGGGGAUUGACACGACCCGUCGUGAUAGCGCUUAUCGAUGAUACUAGGCCAGGCGACAUUACCAAAGCGAUUUCAACAAUAACCAAAAAUAAUCAAAACUCUUAA